This is a messenger RNA of Alternaria postmessia, 1995 nucleotides long. It is a transcript of the gene PPP2R5D, whose product is annotated as Serine/threonine-protein phosphatase 2A 56 kDa regulatory subunit delta isoform. Gene Ontology annotation, biological process: signal transduction. Gene Ontology annotation, cellular component: protein phosphatase type 2A complex. Gene Ontology annotation, molecular function: protein phosphatase regulator activity. NCBI's taxonomy places the organism in Eukaryota, Fungi, Ascomycota, Dothideomycetes, Pleosporales, Pleosporaceae. The coding region runs from base 1 to 1995 and encodes 664 amino acids. The record is from RefSeq and is a predicted model, not a curated record. The transcript is spliced from 6 exons.
AUGAAGGGCUUUAGGCAAAGGGUCUCCGAACAGCUCUCUCGAAGCAAGGAUAGCAAGUCAUCUAAGAAGAAGGACUCGUCUUCUGGAACUGCUUCGCCGUCGCUGGCUGCCUCCAACUCGCCCUCGGGCUCUGCUCAGGCCACGCCUUCCUCGUCGCAGACACAGCUCACCGAUGCGCGAAGCAAGAGCCAGCCCGCCGCCGACGGCGCUUCCUCCAACAUUGGGUCGCUACAACAGAACCCGCAGCCUUCGUCGGGUUCGCUUGCGGGUGGACCUCAAUCUUUUGGUGGACAGGGCGUGAUGAGUCCCGGUGUUGCUGGUAAUGCCGGCGCUGCUGGUCCAGGCACGCCCUCUAGGUUGGGGCAGCCCCUUGCACCCAGCGUCGUCAUCAGCCCAAGCGCGCCUCAUCCACCUCCUCCUGGCGCGGCCGAGACGAUGCCCGGAGAUCUUGCGCCGCCCAAGGCGGGUCAGAAGUCGGGAAUAUUCGACCGUCUUCAAGCGACGCCCAAGGACAACAUCGAGGGCAUGAGAACUCCGAAGAGGCAACACUCGUCGCGCUUCGACAUCUCAGACCAGCGCCAGCGUGAACUGGAAAAGCUUCCUGGUUUUCACGAGGUGCCCCCGAACAAGAGGGAGGAACUCUUCAUGCAGAAGAUCGACCAAUGCAACAUCAUCUUCGACUUCAACGAUGCUAGUGGCGAUAUGAAAUCAAAGGAGAUCAAGCGUCUGGCCCUGCACGAGCUGCUCGACUAUGUUGCCAACAACCGCCAGGUCAUCACCGAGAAGAUGUACCCUCGCGUCGUCGAGAUGUUUGCAAAGAACCUGUUCCGACCCAUCCCACCCCCGAUGAACCCCCAAGGCGAGGCCUUUGAUCCAGAAGAAGACGAGCCGGUGCUGGAAGUGGCGUGGCCGCACAUACAGGUCGUUUACGAGUUCUUCCUUCGAUUCAUCGAAAGUCAGGACUUCAACACAAACAUUGCCAAAGCGUACAUAGACCACAGUUUCGUGCUCAACCUGCUUGAGCUUUUCGAUUCCGAAGACCCCAGAGAGCGCGACUUCUUGAAGACCACACUCCAUCGCAUUUACGGCAAAUUCCUCAACCUCCGGUCCUACAUCCGCCGUUCCAUCAACAACGUCUUUUUCCAAUUUAUUUACGAGACAGAACGCUUCAACGGUAUCGCCGAGCUUCUCGAAAUUCUCGGUUCUAUAAUUAACGGUUUUGCUCUGCCAUUGAAGGAAGAGCACAAGCUGUUCCUCACUAGGGUGCUUAUUCCGCUUCACAAAGUCAAGAGUCUGAGCAUGUACCAUCCACAAUUGGCGUAUUGCAUUGUCCAGUUCUUGGAAAAGGACGCGGCAUUAACAGAAGAGGUUGUUUUGGGUCUUCUCCGAUAUUGGCCAAAGGUGAACAGUACCAAAGAGGUCAUGUUCCUGAACGAGGUCGAGGACAUCUUCGAGGUUAUGGACCCCGCCGAGUUCGCAAAGGUACAAGAGCCGCUAUUCAACCAGUUAGCCAAAUCUGUCGCCAGUCCUCACUUCCAGGUCGCCGAGAGAGCAUUGUACUUCUGGAACAACGAGUACUUCUGCAACCUUGUUAGCGACAACGUCGAAGUCAUCUUGCCCAUUAUGUUCGCCCCGCUGUACGAAAACUCGAAGGGUCACUGGAACCGAACAAUCCAUGGUAUGGUGUACAAUGCCAUGAAGCUAUUCAUGGAAGUGAACCCUCAACUCUUCGAUGACUGCUCACACGAUUACGCCGAGUCACAAAACAAUGCUACUCAAAGACAGCAAAGUCGACAGGAUCGCUGGGAUAAGCUUGCCAAGCUUGCCGAAUCACGUUCAAACGGUACGGCAGAGAAAUCAGCCGUCGAUCCGAUGCGCAUGGACGACUCGGAGUCACGAUUGGAGAACCUCCGCCUACAGGACGACGGAACAGCAUCGAGAGAGAGGCGGCCGAAGGAGUAUGAGCGUCAAGGCAGCCAAACCUCGGUACGUUGA